Dracunculus medinensis (Guinea worm) is the source of this 375-nucleotide messenger RNA. The record is from the annotation of a GenBank genome assembly. NCBI's taxonomy places the organism in Eukaryota, Metazoa, Nematoda, Chromadorea, Rhabditida, Dracunculidae.
AUGAGAACCGUCUUCAUUUUCGUCUUGCUAGUGGUUACUACCAUUGCGAAAUCAUUGCAUAAACGUAACAAUCAAUAUGGUGAUGAACCAAUCUCUAUAUUAACUCCUUCUUCAAAAGGUUAUGAUGCAGGCGCACUACCAGAAGAAGCUCCAGCAGCAAUUCCUACUUCCAGAAUUCCUGCCCCGUCGCUUCCGCCAGUUGAAUCAAGCGGCUAUCGCAAGAAAAGAAACAAUCAAUAUGGUGAUGAGCCAGCGCCACCAACUGAAGUGAUUAAGCCAGGUGGUUAUGAGGAGCAAGCAGAAGAAGCACCUGCACCAAUUGAACAACCAGCUUAUGAACCACCAGCAGUUGAAUCAAGUGUCUAUCGCGCAUAA